AUGGAAGGAGGAGAGAGAGCGGCGGCGGCGGCGGCAGUGGUGCAGUCGCAUCGGGUGGGGAGCGGCGGCGGCAGCGAGUUCUUCAUCUGCUUCACAUCGCGGCCGUCGUCGUCGUCCUCCAUGCGGAUGCCGUCGGGGAAGUCGCUCCCCAGCCCCGGCCGGGGGACGGCUGCGCCGUCGCUGUCGGCGUCUCUGAGCAGGCGGCUGAAGAACAGCGGAAGCUUGAAGGGCGGCCAGUCGCCGGCGACGAUCCCCGGGGCGGGGGGAAACCGGAGGAAGAGCUUCCCCAUUGAGGCCGCCGAGCCGUCGUCUCCCAAGGUCACCUGCAUUGGGCAGGUGAAGGUGAAGACGGCGAGGAUGAAGAAGAAGAAGAAGAGCAAGGCCACGAGGUCUUCUUCCUCGAAGCAGGGGACCUUGUAUCUCAGGCGGGGAGGAGAGGCGGCGGAUGUGGGAGAGAGCAGAGCCUGUCUUCCCAAUAGAAACCAGAAAUGGGUCCACCUCCCAUUGAGCAGCGUCUGCGAGGCGGUGAGAUCCUUCGGGUCCGAAUUCAACUGCUUCCUGCCCUGCGGCGGAGGGAGGAGGUCCGACUGCUCUGCCGCCACCCCCGGCGGCGGGGGUGGCGAGAAGCUGGAGGAAGAUGCGGCGGCGGGGCCGCGGCAUGGCGGAGAGAAGAGCGAGAGGGUCGGCGGUGUGUGGUCCUGCGGAGCGGCGUUCGCCAGGUGGUUGAUGGCGGUGCAGGAGAGCGAGGAGGUGAAGAGGGGGGAGAUGGUGGAGCUGAAGGCCGUUGAGGUGAUGGUGGGGGCAGUAGACAGAGGAGAACUGACGAUGGAUGGAGAGAAGAAGGAGAGAGAGAAUGCCACGGUCGUAACGGUGGCGGCGGCGGAGGAUAAGGAGGAGCUGGGCGAGAGCCUCUGCGUUCCCCCAAGGAAUGCUCUGCUGUUGAUGAGAUGCAGAUCCGAUCCGGUGAAGAUGGCCGCCCUGACGAGCAGAUUCUGGGGUUCUCCGACCAAAGUGCAGGUGGAGGACAUGGAAGAAGCCAGAGGAGAUGAGGAAGAUGAAGAUGGGGAUAAGCCCGUUGUGGAGGAUGAGUAUUCAGAAGGCGCGGUGGCGGUGGAGAAGGAAACGCUCGCUACCGCCAUUGUCGCUGAAACCAUGGUUAAAGAUCACUCAGACGCGCCGCUGGAAGCAGGUAAUGGAGGAGGAGAAGGGCAGCCGCAACGACACUCUGUGGAAGCCCGUCCGGAGCUGAGCAAUCAGUCGAAGGAAGAGGAAGAGGAGGGAGUUUCGAAGGUUGAGGAAGAAGCUCCAAUGGAAAAGGCCGCUUUGCCGGGUAGAAGCCGGGUAUGGGAAGAAGGACCGGCCCAAGAUGCGGCGGGGUCAAAAAUCGGGAGAUCCAGCAACGGCGGCUGUUUAGAGAGAGAAAGUCGUAGGGUUAGCUUCUCCGGGGGCGAGAAGGAGGGGAGGCGGCAUAGCUUCUCGACGGAGAAGGACGUGAGGAGAAUGAGCUCCUUCAGGGAGAAAGAGGGUCGGAGGCGGUGGAGCUUCUCGUCGGAGGUCACGAGGCGGCCGCCGGUCCAGACCACGGCGGAGGCGGAACAUGUAGUGAAGAAGAUGAAGAAGAAGAAGAAGAAGAAGAAAGAGGGAGAAGGAAAGGACUUGGGAACUGGAGCCGGAAGCUUUGACCAGUCGACGGCGUCCGUGGCGGCGGUGGCGGCGGACGAUUGCGAGGGUGGCGGACCAGGUGAGAGAGGAGAGAAAGGGAAUGAACUGCCGGACUGUCUGCUUCUGAUGAUGUACGAGCCAAAGCUCUCCAUGGAGGUUUCCAAGGAGACGUGGGUCUGCAGCUCCGACUUCCUCCGCCACCGCCCUCGUCACCACCAAAAGCAGCCCAAACCCGAGGCGGCGAUGGCGGCGGCGGCGAGCGGCGGCGGUGGUGCAAAUAACCUCACGUCGACCACAACGGAUCCCGUUCCUCAACCUUCCCCGCCACCGCCACCGUCGGCGCCGCCUGCCGUAGACGCCCAUUCCUCCCCGGCGGAGAGAACGAAUACGACGGAAAAAAAGGUGGCGGCGCCGUCGUACGGCCCUUUCGGGCUGACCCGCUGCAAGUCGGAGCCGAUGAGGUCGUCGGCUAAGAUGGAGCCGGACGCCUGCUUCUGGAAGAACCGCCACCGGCCCAUCGGCGCGGCUGGCAUCGGCUUCUGA
Messenger RNA from Spirodela intermedia, 2205 nucleotides. The record is from the annotation of a GenBank genome assembly. Lineage: Eukaryota; Viridiplantae; Streptophyta; Magnoliopsida; Alismatales; Araceae.